Molecule: messenger RNA, 2195 nt
Organism: Nicotiana tabacum (common tobacco)
Lineage: Eukaryota; Viridiplantae; Streptophyta; Magnoliopsida; Solanales; Solanaceae
Product: SAC3 family protein C
Biological process (GO): mRNA export from nucleus
Cellular component (GO): transcription export complex 2; nucleus; cytoplasm
Source: RefSeq, a predicted model, not a curated record
UCUUUUCUUUUUUGAAAUUGCAGAAUCUCAGGUGACUUGAAUUGCCCUUUAUUGAAAAUAAAAAAUAAAACUGUAGCUCGUUUUUCUGUUUCCGAUCAAGUGGUAGUUAAUUAGGCAGACGGCCGAUCCAUGGCGGGGAGGAAUCAACCGCCGUACAGGCCAAGAGGAGGAGUCAACUUUUCAUCUUCUUCUUCUUCCAGAUCCUUCCAUCCUUCCCGCAACUCAACCAAAAAUGUCAAUUCAGAAGAACGGAAGAAGACAAGCUCUAGCAAUUGGGACAACAAAGCCGCCAUUGAUGGAGAUAUUGAUGAUAUUCAGAAUUUACCUUCCUUAGUUGGAACCUGCCCUUUCAUGUGUCCUGUUGAGGAGAGGGAAAAGCGAGAGAGGCUGCGGGACUUAGCUGUGUUCGAGAGGCUAUAUGGAAAUCCUGCCAAAUCAUCACCAAGCCUUGCUGUUAAAAAGUUCUGCAGGACUAUAUCUGGAAAGACUGUGCAAGAUUCUGACGUGAGGCCUCUCUCAGUGUUGGAAGACACUUUAAAUUAUCUGAGUAACUUGCUGGAUUCUACAGAGCAUCCCUUUGAGGUGGUUCAUGACUUCAUCUUUGAUAGGAUGAGAGCCAUUAGACAAGAUCUAAGCAUGCAAAAUAUCGCUUGCAGUCGAGCGGUCUCUAUGUAUGAGAGAAUGGUUAAAUUUCAUAUAAUAUCCCAGCAUAAGCUUAGAAGAUGUAGCGGUUCAAGUAUUUCUUCGCUGUCAUACCUCAACAUGGAGCAGCUUACGAAAGCAUUGGCAACUUUAUUUAAUCUUUAUGAAGCAAGUCGAACUUCAGAAUCCAUCUUUGAAAAUGAAGCUGAAUUUUUUUCAUUUUAUGUGCUUCUCCGCCUUGAUUCUAAAACCCAAGGAACAGGGGAGACACUAUCUUUAUGGUUCCGCCGUGUUCCUUCUCACAUUAUGAAGUCAACAGAAAUGAAUUUUGCUCGGAAGAUCUUGAGAUACUUUAAAUUGGGCUUCUACAAGAAAUUUAUCCAUAUAACAGAGUCUGAAGCAUCCUACCUGCAGUAUUGCAUUAUUGAACCUUCUAUCAAUGAGGUUCGAGCACUAGCUAUUUCCUGUGUGAAUUACGGAGGAUACAAGCUUCAGCCUUUUCCCCUGGCGGCUCUUUCCAAGUUCCUAAUGAUGAAGGAAUGGGAGUUAGAGUCUUUCUGCAAUGACAGUGGCCUUCAGACCUCCAUCGAUGAAGAAGGAAAUAGUUGCUUGCCUACCAAGCAAACAACUCUUAUCCAUCCAAAAGGAGGGUUGCACAAGUAUUAUCCUCUGGAGUCAGAUCGGUUCGAGAGGUUAUCUGUUGAACUGUAAGAGCUUAGGUGGACGCGACACGAAAAGUUGUGUGUUAAAGCCAUUCGAUUGGCUUGGUCGAGCUAGUUUGAGACUUCAGAUUCAGCAUAAGAAGAGCUCUAGAUCUAGUUUACAUGACAGUAUUCUGAUCUUCAUACAUGCCUCAUUUUGAAAGUAAUGUGCAUCACCAAAAGAUCCUUAAACCAUUCCAUUUAGAUGUGUUUUAAGGUUUGCAUUUUGCAUACUUCUUGAAUUUAGUAGUCUAUUUCUGUCCUUCCUCCCCCUUUCCUCUUUUCCCUCAGGAGGCAUUGUAUCAUAAUUCCUGUCACUUUAUACCAUAUAGAAAGAACAACAAAGAACAAAGCUGGCCGAGUAGUUGUGCUUACAAAUAUGUUUCUUAUACAAGAGUCUUAGUUGAUGGGAUAAAGAUAUUUGUUGAAUUUACUUCUUUUUUUCUAUCAACGGGACCUGCGGGAUUGGGAUCAUCUAACGCUAGCGUGAUUCUGUCGGACCAAGACGCGAGGCUUUCAUCAGACAAGGGCUGGAAGCACAGUGGCUAUCAAACGGCAAAUCAACUCUUAUAGUGGAUUGUUGAGAAAACGAGAAUCUUGUCAACUUAAUGCCAUCUUCUUAGCUCGUUGGAAUUUUGUAAGCGUCUUACAGGAGAUAUUGCUUGAAUUAGUACAGAAACCAAAAACUACGUACUCAAUUAUCAAGAAGGGGAGUGGCAAUUCAAGGAUAUUUAGUGCUGGCUUUGAUCGUUUAUAUGAACUUCAGCAUUUGAACCUUUUUAUCAUUUAUUUUCUAAUGUCAAAUUUUAACAGUGUACGCUAUAACAUAGGUACUCUCUCUCAUUUGUCUUA